Molecule: messenger RNA, 1628 nt
Organism: Eurypyga helias (sunbittern)
Lineage: Eukaryota; Metazoa; Chordata; Aves; Eurypygiformes; Eurypygidae
Product: Down syndrome cell adhesion molecule-like
Exons: 5
Biological process (GO): homophilic cell-cell adhesion; dendrite self-avoidance; axon guidance
Cellular component (GO): axon; plasma membrane
Molecular function (GO): cell-cell adhesion mediator activity
Source: RefSeq, a predicted model, not a curated record
CAAGAACACCAGGACGUCAGAUACACUUAAUAAGCAGCAGCAAACACUGAGGAUGCACAUAGACAUUCCCAGAGCACAGCUUCUGAUUGAGGAGAGGGACACAAUGGAGACCAUUGAUGACAGAUCUACAGUUCUGCUCACUGAUGCUGACUUUGGGGAGACAUCUAAGCAGAAGUCACUGACUGUCACCCACACCGUACAUUACCAGUCCGUGUCACAAGCUACAGGACCACUGGUAGAUGUUUCCGAUGCCCGGCCAGGAACAAAUCCUACCACAAGGAGGAGUGCCAAAACCGGACCCACAGCUCGCAACCGCUAUGCUAGUCAGUGGACCCUCAACAGACCCCACCCCACCAUAUCAGCUCAUACCCUCACUACAGACUGGAGGCUGCCCACCCCCAGGCCAGCGGGAUCGGUGGACAAGGAAAGCGACAGCUACAGCGUCAGCCCCUCACAGGACACAGAUCGAGCAAGAAGCAGCAUGGUCUCCACAGAAAGUGCCUCCUCAACAUACGAAGAGCUAGCAAGAGCAUAUGAGCAUGCAAAAAUGGAAGAGCAGCUCAGACACGCCAAGUUCACCAUCACGGAAUGCUUCAUAUCAGACACGUCAUCAGAGCAGCUCACGGCAGGGACUAAUGACUACACAGACAGUCUGACCUCAAGCACGCCGUCAGAGUCGGGGAUUUGCCGGUUUACUGCGUCCCCCCCCAAACCUCAGGAUGGAGGGCGAGUGAUGAACAUGGCAGUUCCAAAGGCCCAUCGGCCAGGUGAUCUCAUGCAUUUGCCACCCUACCUUAGGAUGGACUUUUUAUUGAACCGUGGCGUGCAGGGCACGAGCAGAGACCUGGGUUUGGGGCAAGCCUGCUUGGAGCCGCAGAAAAGCCGAACCUUGAAGCGUCCCACCGUCCUGGAGCCGAUACCCAUGGAGACAUCCUCCACGAGAGAAGUACAGUCAUGGCAACCUGGUGCUGUGGCAACGUUACCUCAGCGAGAAGGAGCUGAGCUGGGACAGGCAGCUAAAAUGAGCAGCUCCCAAGAAUCCCUGCUGGACUCCCGGGGCCACUUGAAAGGAAACAAUCCCUACGCAAAAUCUUACACCCUGGUAUAACAAAAAGAGCGUGGCUGGACAGUGGCUGUAAAUAUUUACAUUGAAAAAAAAUCCAAUGAAAGCUACCUUUUUUUUAUUGAAUUCCAAUAUUUAUAAUUAAAAAAGAAGAUUGCCAAAAUAUUUGACAAAAAAAUAAUAAUAAUAUGAACGACAGACAGUGCAAAGACUCUCUUGCUUAUUUUCUGUCUGAGUGUGAGCUUCAUCUGACUGGACAUCUGAAUUUUUGAGUAAAAGAGUCCAGUUUUCUGAUCUUCACAAGCGUUUGUGUUUUUACUGAUUUUCUACAAAGUGCAUGGAGACUUAACUAAAACAUUUUAACUGGAAGUUCCAUCAGACAAGAUUUAAAGGGGAAAAAAAAUCACAAAAAAAAUCAUCACCCUAUUUGUGAAUUCAACAGGACAUUGAUUUGGGAAAACAAAGAGUCUUUUGUCAUGUUUGCACUUUUUUUUUUUUAAUUAGAAAAUGGGUCCUUGAUUGUUCUUUCUUUUUGUUGUUAAUUAGGAUGAGUGAUGUCAGUGGA